This is a messenger RNA of Penicillium salamii, 1233 nucleotides long. The record is from the annotation of a GenBank genome assembly. NCBI's taxonomy places the organism in Eukaryota, Fungi, Ascomycota, Eurotiomycetes, Eurotiales, Aspergillaceae.
AUGGCGCUUUGGCUCCCACAAUAUCUUCUAAGGCUCUUCUCUGACACUCCUCUCAUCCCCAAUCAAGACUAUCGUUAUCCAACUUGCAAAACAACCUUGGAACCUUGGGAUUAUUUCACUCUUGUCUGCCUAAUAUCUCUGACUCAAAAGGAAGGCGUGCCCUCCCACCAAGAGAAAUCUUCACCAUGGAAGGAGGAGAUGCUCUUGCAGCGCGACCCCAAAGCAAAGACCCAAGCCCGCCCUGACUCCAUCUCCCCCUCUGGCUCUACCUCCUCCUCCGCCACCGUUCAGGUGCCCUUCACAAGCGCCUCAACUCCUCCCCCUCAGGCGCCCUUCACGGGCGCCUUGACCCUACUCACCCCACACUCGAGGCCAUCGUUGUCCGCCUCCGGAGAUAAGCCACCUUUCGAGUUUCACUCUUGUACACCAUCUCAGACUCGAAAUAGCGCUUUCCCAACAGGAGAAAACUCAAACAUGGAAGGAGGGGAUGCUCCGGCCGUGUACGCUCAGGGCAAAUACCCAAGCCCACCUGCGCCAAACUCAACAAGUUUCACGUCUUCAUCCGCCUCCGGCUCAAACUCCUUCGAAUAUUCUCAGCCGUGCUUCUCGUUCACCUCACCAGGCCCUGGCUCCCCUACAACUCCUCAGGCGCCUCUAGCGGACGACUCAGCUUUCCCCGUCAACGUGAAGCCCUCAGACACUCUCACACUUUUGAGUCCUUCUUUAAACGAAUUGACGAAAGCAAUCCAAGAGGUCAAAGAUCAGAAAAGGCACCCGGGACCUGGCAGUUCAGCGACAUCAUACUUGUUGGGCAAACAGCUCAAUCCUGAACUGUUCGAACUUAACGGCUCCCCACGAAGUCCCUCCCUUGUCUUGGAAGUUGGCGUGUCGGAAUCUUACAAUCGCCUCGUGCAAGACGUACGUUGGUGGGGUGCAAACGCCCCUACUUGCCCGGGACUCGUCGUUAUUGUGAGCGUGAGAAGAGGACCUCCCUUCAGGGUAGACUUUGAGGUCUGGACGCCCUCCACAACCUUGCGUCACCACGGGACAAGAGACUCCCUUCCUCCGAUGACGCUUGCUCAGCUUGUCCGAGUUGAGAACAAUGUCGUGCACGGUGGUCCCCUGAGGUUGAAUUUCGCCGCGUUGAUGAGGCGCCCGUCGAAUCUCCCAAUUGAGUCGGACAUAUUGUUCACCAACGACGACUUGUUGUUUAUGGCAGAGCGACACUACUGA